ACGGUGUGACAGAGUAUUUAGGUCCGUAAUUUUAAAGUUGUAUAAUAUCGUUAAAAAGUUAAGGAAUUACUACAAAAAUAUGCACGAAUGAAGGAGAAAUGUCUACACUACAGAUUGAAACAUAGUGAUAAAGUGAAACAUACCUGUGAUUGUUGCAGAUCAACAAUCUGCCGCCGGAGACCUCACUACGUUAACCACCAAGUUUUACAAUGGCGUCCGAUUGAGAAUACCUAUCAAGAAUUUAAGUUGGGACAAAAUUUUCACAAACGUUAUUUAUUUUAUUAGUAGUUUUCAAAAAACUUAUAUAAUUUUUAGUUUGUAUUUAGUGAUAAAUAUCAGUGGUGUACAUUCAAAAUGUUAAAUUAUUAGUUUUAAAUCUCUCAAAUGUUAACGUGGUCUACGUCCGGUCGCCGCUGUCAUAGCGCUAUCCCUUUCCCACUCACGCACUUAGACGGAGCUCUGCUCUCCGUCGUGCUUUCUCGCGCGCAGUCGGAACAUCCGUUCAAUGGCUGGAGGGCAAGAAAAAUGGUAUUUUACAAAAGAACAAUUAGUGAAUUCUCCAAGCAGAAAAUGCGGUUUAGAUGCAGAUAAAGAAUUAGCAUAUCGGCAGCAGGCCGCAAAUUUAAUACAGGAUAUGGGACAGAGGCUUCAAGUCUCUCAACUAUGUAUAAACACGGCAAUAGUGUAUAUGCACAGGUUCUAUGCGUUCCACUCCUUCACGCAGUUCCACAGAAACGCUAUAGCGGCGGCUGCCUUGUUCCUCGCCGCAAAGGUGGAGGAACAACCAAGAAAAUUAGAAUAUGUAAUAAAAGUAGCACACGUUUGCCUCCACCGAGGUGAGAGUGUCAACGGACUGACGCCUGAACAAUACCAAGAACAGGCGCAGGACCUGGUAUUCAACGAGAACGUUCUCCUACAGACGUUAGGUUUCGAUGUCGCUAUCGACCACCCGCACACGCAUGUCGUGCGCACAUGUCACCUUGUCAAAGCGCCGAAAGAUCUCGCUCAGACGUCGUAUUUCAUGGCAUCGAACAGCUUACAUUUGACGACGAUGUGCCUGCAAUACAGGCCGACUGUUGUUGCCUGUUUCUGUAUACAUUUAGCGUCGAAAUGGAGCAAUUGGGCGAUACCUCAGUCAAACGAGGGUCGCCACUGGUUCUCGUACGUGGACCGGUCGGUCACGACGGAUCUCUUGGAGAAGCUUACCGCUGAGUUCCUGCUCAUCUUCGAGAAGUGCCCCUCGAGGCUCAAGCGGAAGAUGAUGAAUGUUAAAGCUGCAGAUGGCAGUUCCCCUCACUCGUUGGCCAACGCCUCAGGGUCGGGUGUGGCCAACUCGCCAUUCGACAAGAAGCACCCGCAGUCCAGUGUCGACGAAAUCGACAAGUCCUUUGAUAAAGAGUACGAGCGUGAGAGAAGACGCCAACCCGUCCCCGGCGGGUAUGUCCCCGCCACCACGGCCGCGCCCCCACAGCCGCAGCCGCAGAAGAUAGACUACAACCUGUACCGAGAGAAGCGGGAGCGGGAGGAGCGCGAGCGGCGCGAGGAGAGGGAGCGGCGGCAGCAGGCGCUGCAGCAGCAGCAGCAGGGCGCGCGGGCCGGUGGAGCGCCCCCGCCCGCCGGGGCCCCCGCGCCCCGCGCCGCGCCCCCGCCGCACCACGCGCGCCAGCCCGCGCACCACCACAAGCCGCACCACCCUUGGCCGCCGCACAAGCCGCACCACAAGCCCCCCCACGACCACCGCCACCACCGCCCGCCCGCGCCCGGCGCGCCCGCGCCCGCGCCCUCCACUUCCGCAGCGCCCCCGGCCGCGGCGGCCGCGCCGGCGCCCGCGCCCGCGCCCGAGCUGCUGCCGCAGCGCACGCGGCCGCCCUCGCUGUUCUCCCCGGAGAACGCCACCACCCCCACCGCCGCAGCCGCCGCCGCGCCCCGCCGGCCGCCACACGCGCCCGCGCGCCCCAAGCCGGAGCCCCGGGCCGCGCCCCCGGCCGCGCCCGCCCCGCAGCCCGCGCCCGCCGCGCCCGCGCCCCCGCAGCCGCAGCCGGACCAGCGCCCGCCCAGCCCACACCGCAAGCGCCCCGACCCCACGGCCGCCAUCCGCGAGAUGCAGCCUCCCGCAAUCCUCUCUCCGUUCUCCUCGCCGCCUUCUAAAGAAAUGCCUAAGCAGCCCCGACAGAGGCAACAAUCCAGUAGUUCCGAGCCAGAACUCGUCCCGGUUGUCAAAAAGAUUGACGAGACCCCCGGGUACGAGAACGUGAUUCGCGACUCGCAGCGCGGCGCCGCCAUUAAGACGAGGCCGCCGGAGCGCGUACCCGAGCCAGUCAGACCCAUCAACGGGAUCGAAACCGACCCCACCCUAGUAUCAAAUUUACUGAAGGAGAGCUUAGCGAAACCUCCGCCGAUCACAGUGAAGGAUCGCAAGUCUCCCGACGUCAAGCGCGAGUCGAACGCGGACCACUCGGAGUCCGCGGGCGGCGAGGACGGUCACGAACACAAGCAUAAGAAAGAAAAGAAGAAAAAGGACAAACACAAACACAAGGACCGCGACAAAAACAAGGAGGAGAGAAAGAAACACAAGAAGGAUAAGGACAAGAAGAAGGAGAGCCCCGCGGCGGCCGCUCAGGCGGCGCCGGCGCCCGCGGACGCGGACGGCGCGCUGCGGAUCACCAUCCCCAAGGACAAACUGGCGCCCGCCACCAGCCCCGGCCUCAAGAUCAAGAUCCCCAAGGAGCGGCUGACGGCGCCGCCGCCGCCGCCGCACACGUCCAGCCUCAAGAUCAAGAUCUCCCGCGACGUGCUGGACGGCGCGCGCAAGCGGCCCGCGCCCGCGCCCGCCGCGCCGCCCGCCAAGCUGCCGCGACACAACGGAGCGCCGCACAAGGUCGUCGAGCCGGCGUUGGGGAACGGCCACAUUGGAAAGUGACCUCACUGGCUUCCCAUCCCGGAUAGCGCUUCGUGUGUCGACGUUCCUCAAGCAACAACUAUCGGACCUCAUAGUGUAGUGUAACUACGGUUAACGUUUUUUUUUUCACUGUUUAACUGUUUUUUUUCCCCUUCUCAUUUUUUUUUCGCCUCGAUUUUGGCUUUGUAUUAUAAUAUCACUGUUAACAGCACUGUAAAUAUGUGUUCGACUGAUUGUUUUUAAGCCAAAAUCGUGGUUCAAUGGCGGGUCAUAGGUGCGGGGGAGCUAGCUAUACUAAUAAAACGGCAUUUGACGCCGUCACCCACCCUGCAGGGACGAAAUGGGGGUCGAUAUUCAAUACAUAUUUCGGUGUCAUAUUUUUUAACAAAGAAGUAUAAAUUCUUAUUUGGUUUUUUUUUUGUGGAAGUCAUUUUUGACAUUUCUUUUCUACACAUUUGAAUAGUUACUAUAUAAAUGCAAAUCUAUUCUAAAAUAGCUCGCUGUUAUUAAUAAGUAAGUACCUUAAUUAUGGGAAAGAAAAAAAUAUUUGCACAUAAUACACAUGCUUCAAUAGAAAAGUUUAAAAAAAAUGAAUAUACAUUUUUAUCAUAAAAUAUGGCACUGAUCUAUUAUUUGUUUCAACAAAAUCGACAGCACACCGGAGGUUACUAAAUAAAAAAAUAAAACAAAACAUAAAAGUGACAAAAAUGCUAACACUCCGAUUGGCUGGCGAUAGUGACUGUUGUUUGUAAAAUGGUGAGAUUUUUAAAAAAUAAUUUAUAUUGUAAGUGUAUAUUUUGUAGGUAUUAGGGCCUGUCUAGAUUUUUAUAGUAUUUUUUUCCUAUUCUGGCUGGCCCAACACUUAUCGUACGAUCCGAAAGCAGUGACAUCGGACCACUUCGGAGAACCGAACAUUGCCGAAGACGCCAUGCUGUGACGUCUCACACGCGGAGUACCCCGGUGUCACUGCUGCUCGUAUCGAUAGUGUCGAUAAAAUUAUUCUAUCGAUAUCGAUACUCUACGGUAACAAGCUUACUUUAUGUAUAUGACGAUUCUUAUGAAUAAUUCUGAUUAGGUGUUAAAAAUAAAUUAAAAAAUACAAAACAAAAAAUAUUAUGACGUAGCGUUGUGUGAUUGGACGAAUGAAUUGCAAAAAAAAUAUUAAAUUAAAGCAAAAAGCGAUGUAUAGAUAUCGAGAGUUAGUUUAAGAUGUCGUUAGUUAGACAAUUGUGAAUUUAAUAGUAUCAUUUAGGGUUGUUGCAAGCUGGCGACUAGUCGCUGCGACUUUUUAGGUCAAUAAAUGAAAAUAUUGUAAAUUCAACGAAUAGAAAAUAAGUUUGUAUUGUCGCAUUUACUGUGAAAUAUAAGUUGAAAUACAUUUUUGUACGAGAAAGUAUGAUUUAUCAUGUGAACAUGGUCCCUUCCCCUAAUAAUCGUGAAGAAACUACUAAUAUUUAGAUAAUUAAAUACGUUUUGUCUAGCCAAUAGCGAAACAAUAUUCUAAAUACCUAAAAGAAAUAGAGAGAGAUAGGUUUAGGUACUGCUGCGACUAGUCGCAACUGCGUUUUAAAGUCGCAAGCGAGCAAGUCUUAUCGAUAUGUAAAAGUUAAAAAUGGUGGAUAAGUGUUAUUGUUAAUAGAAUAUUUUCUUGAACAACUAGUGAGGCCAUUUUUAUGCUGUUCUUUAACGUUAUACUUAUCGAUGCGAUUUAAACUUAAGACUAAAAAUAAAGCGGCUAAAAGUCUAGAAGCACUGCGAUUAGUCGCGAACGCGAACUGUCGCCCAACAUGUAACAACUCGACUCUUUUUUUUUAGUUAGACGUUAGCGAUUUGUUAAAAAAAAAUAUUGUUAAUUUCUUUUCUAAGGCUAGAUAUUGUAAGUGUACAUAAUUUUUGUGUAUCAAGUAGAUUGAACGCGCUAGCCUUCGCACCUACUUCGUUUUGGCUUCAAAACGUACCGCCGUUUCGAACAAAGAGUGUGUUCAGAUUGACAAUUAUUGGGCUUAGGCUGCAUGCACACUAGGCUAAACGAUUCUUUUAUUUGCGACUUACUCGCGAGCAUCGAUUUGCUUAUGUGUGCUUACCCUUAUAUGAGGGUAGAAGAAAAUACUAUUCAAUUAAAUUUUUUUAUAAUUGAUUUCCAUAAAAAUAUGUGCACGGAGAUUUAAUCAAUUUUACCUCAAAACAUUCGCUGGGAUGUAUCUUUCUUUAGCAAAAUUUGCGCCUCUAUUGCGCGAUAAUUGCCUCGACCCGCUCUCUGAACACACUCCAAUUUAGUCAAUGUAUUUAUGAAAAAAAAAAUGGUAAUUUUGUAUAAAGUUAAACAUAUUAGUAAAGAAUCGGCCAGGUUUCUUAAUAUGUGAAAAAUGUGAUAUAAUAAUGUUUCGAUUCAGGUAAAUAAUGGUUGUAAACUUAUAUAUUGUUGUAUUGUCUAUACGUAAGUUGAUUUUAUUACGAAAAUAAUGAUUUUAGUCCAGUUUUAGCAGAAACACUAAAUUCAAUACUACCAACGAAACACUAAGUUAGAUAAAUAUUUAAACAUUAUUAUGCUUUCUAAGGAAUAUGUCAAUUAAGACAUUCAUCCAAUAAUUUAGCUGUUGAACACAAACAAAAUCUUGAUAGUUAGUAGUCUUAGCUCUCAGGGUACCAAACAUUAAUAAAUAAUCUAAAAAAACGCGUUAUAAAAUAAGUUUUAAAGGAAACAAUAUAAAUAUCAGAAUAAACUAAACACUCUUUCAAGUCACUAAAACUGGACUAAAUAUUAUUAAAACGCAAGACUUACCCGAAACGUUGUAGAAAGCUUUCUACAUAUAAUUGUUACUGUAAAACGUUACUGUAGCCGUUUUGUAAAUUUAGCUAAGAAACGACCGCUUCUUAAACGUCUUAUAGUAAAAUCAACUAUAACCACUUAUGAUAGAGGUGAUUUUGAAUUGUUGCCUACUUGGAAAGAAGUUAAUACUUGCUUUGGAAUAAAUCUUGGAGGAGAAUUUAGCACUAUUCAGCUUAUGUCCAAAGAAAACGCCGAUUUUGUAAAGAGACCCUCUCAAUACCUUUAUACCUAUACCUUUAGCCUCAUAGCUGAAUAGAGUUUAUAUGUUUGUUGAGCCACUAUCUUCUUACUAAAUGUUAUGCCUACUUUACUUUUGGUCUCCAAUACUCUGAUCAAUAUUUCGAAUCUACUCAUCUCAAAUGUGAUUGGUUGACAAAAGGAUUUACAACCAAUCUAGAGUGAAGUUUAAUAGUGGGUUAAAAUUUUGCGUAUUCAGUAGUCUUUUAGAAGGCAGUGGAACAAGCAUUUUAACUUUUAGGAAUAGUGAAUAAAAACUUUAGUAAAAGGGCGCUAGUUUACUUGAAAGCUAAAUUUCCAAAAGCUACAGAAACAGGCUUACAAAAUAUUUAUACAAAUGAACUUGGCAAUACUCAGGUUUUGCGAUAAACAAUGUUUUUAAAUUGCUGGUCGUAUAGGUGACAAUUUUGAUUAGCAAUGAGUUUUGGGUGGACUCACAAUUAAACAAACAUGUUCAAAAUAUCUUCAGGAGGCAAGGUUAGACAGAGGUAAAAAGUAGGCAACCUGCUAUAAGCUCUAAUAGGAAUUUGAGAUAGCGGAAAAAGCAGCAUCUUUAUCGGGGAAAAUAUUACAAAUCAAUUUGAAUCUUAUUGACGUGACUAAAAAGUUCACAGUCAGAAAGCAAAGGAGCAAGCGAGGUGCCAAAAGACUUCUAGCGACUCAAGACCCCACGCUCUAUCAUUUGAUCAUACUCUAUUCUUUCUACUACCCUUACUAGCAAUUGUUGUAUUUGUGGGAUCCUAACAGCCCACACAACAGUACAAAUCUUACAGUGGCAUCUCUCUUCCUCAAAUGAGGUGGUGUUCCUCCAGAUUGUUUUUGUACGAGCCUUACUUCCACAACUGCAAUAUGUAGGCUCUUAUUUUCAGAGCUUAUAUAGUACAGGUAUUACUGUAAUGUGGAGUUUGUUGAAUGAAAUGGCUUAAAAAAGAAGGCAAAAUAUAGCUUGAUAUUAUAGGCAAUCAAAUUUGCUGAAUAUAGUAGGAACUGGGUAAAUAUGUAAUAAGACAGACAAGUGUUGGAAAAAGGGGAGGCCUACAAUAUAUAUACUCAGUACCUAGUUAGUGUUUACGGGCGGCUGAAAAUCGCUGAUUCAAACGAAUCAUAAAGGAAGGUGUUGAGCUUGAAAAAAAUGUAUGUUUUUUGUUUGACAAAAAGUAAAUAGUAAAAUAGCAAGGAAUCCAGCAAUACGGGUAAAUUAAAAUAAAUGAGUUCACCCAAACUCACAUUAGCCAUUUAUAUAAAAAUAUAUACAUAAGCAAACUUAAGACUUCGAACUUUCAAUAUAUUCAAAAGUUUAAAAUAAUAUCCAAAAAAUUACUAAAACAUAUUUAUGAAACAAUAUCUUAUAAAUUGGGGCGAAAUGCGCCUUAUAGUCUAAGUGAUAAAAACACUAGUACGUUUCCUGACACUUCCUGUAUUUUUAUAAGAAAUGUAAAUAGCUCGGAAUAAUAAUUAUAAUUAAUAGGCUUCCAUUUCAUAUGUCGAAAUAUUUAGAUAGCAAAAAAAAUGACCAUUCAAGCAUGUUGUUAUUACAAAAGGGAUAAACAAAAAUCUAGUAAAACUAUCCAUUUUGAUGUCAAAUAAAGUCUGAUUUUAUUGUUCGGAAAACCGG
Molecule: messenger RNA, 7581 nt
Organism: Trichoplusia ni (cabbage looper)
Lineage: Eukaryota; Metazoa; Arthropoda; Insecta; Lepidoptera; Noctuidae
Gene: CycT
Product: cyclin-T-like
Exons: 9
Coding region: 506-2920 (804 amino acids)
Biological process (GO): regulation of transcription by RNA polymerase II; positive regulation of DNA-templated transcription, elongation
Cellular component (GO): nucleus; cyclin/CDK positive transcription elongation factor complex
Molecular function (GO): cyclin-dependent protein serine/threonine kinase activator activity
Source: RefSeq, a predicted model, not a curated record